GAAACAUGAGGCUCACAACGGCCGACCAUUAACUUCUUAUGCUUUCUUUUUGCUAACACUGAAAAAAAGAGAGGUUCCCUUCCCAGUAUUUCUCUACAAUGCAACUUCUCCACGCUCCAUCUUGGCCACAUCUCUCCUUUCAAACUUCAGACCGAAAUUCAAAAGGAGGAUUGCUUUCACUUGAGAAAUGUCUUCAAUCAUCAACUGCCAAUUGUUCCUUUCAGCCUCAAAAGCUGGAAAGGUCGAUAUGGGUAUCGCAUAAAAGAAACUUUUUUAGCUUCUGUGCAACAAAAGCUACCUCAGUUGAAGCUGGUUCUUCAGCAGCAUCAAGUGGAACAGCUGAAGGUGAUGUAUUAAAAGCCUUGUCUCAAAUCAUUGAUCCAGACUUUGGAACAGAUAUUGUCACCUGUGGUUUUGUGAAAGAUCUGCUCAUUGAUGAAGCUUCUGGAGAGGUUUCCUUCCGUUUGGAGCUUACAACACCAGCAUGUCCAAUCAAGGACAUGUUUGAGCAGCAAGCAAAUGAAGUGGUGGCUAGGCUUCCAUGGGUGAAGAAGGUCACUGUGACCAUGUCAGCACAACCAGCCAAACCUAUUUUUGCCGGAGAUCUUCCAGCAGGUUUGCAGAGAAUUUCAAAUAUUGUAGCGGUUUCAAGUUGCAAGGGAGGUGUAGGAAAAUCAACGGUUGCUGUAAAUCUUGCGUAUACUUUGGCUGGAAUGGGAGCCAGAGUAGGUGUUUUUGACGCUGAUGUUUAUGGACCAAGUUUACCAACAAUGGUCUCCCCUGAAAACCGAUUGCUAGAGAUGAACCCAGAAAAGAGAACGAUCAUCCCAACAGAUUAUUUAGGAGUCAAGUUGGUAUCCUUUGGAUUUGCUGGACAAGGUCGUGCAAUAAUGCGAGGUCCAAUGGUUUCAGGGGUCAUCGAUCAACUUCUGACAACUUCAGAGUGGGGAGAGCUUGAUUAUCUUGUUAUUGACAUGCCUCCGGGAACUGGUGAUAUCCAGCUUACUCUAUGCCAGGUAGUGCCAUUGACAGCGGCUGUUAUUGUUACCACCCCUCAAAAGCUAGCAUUUAUUGAUGUUGCCAAAGGAGUUCGCAUGUUUUCCAAACUUAAGGUACCAUGUGUUGCUGUGGUUGAAAAUAUGAGUCACUUUGAUGCAGAUGGCAAACGCUACUACCCGUUUGGUCGAGGUUCAGGCUCUCAGGUUGUCCAGCAGUUUGGGAUCCCUCAUCUGUUUGAUCUUCCCAUUAGACCAACUCUUUCUGCUUCUGGUGAUAGUGGAACACCUGAAGUGGUGGCUGAUCCUCAAGGUGAAGUUGCCCAGACGUUUCAGAACCUUGGAGUAUGUGUUGUGCAACAGUGUGCCAAGAUUCGCCAGCAAGUAUCAACAGCAGUUACAUAUGACAAAUCCAUCAAGGCCAUAAGAGUUAAGGUACCGGAUUCAGAGGAAGAAUUCCUUCUGCAUCCUGCAACAGUAAGACGGAAUGACCGCUCUGCCCAAAGUGUGGAUGAGUGGACCGGGGAGCAAAAGCUGCAGUACGGUGACAUUCCAGAAGAUAUUGAACCUGAAGAAAUUCGACCUAUGGGAAACUAUGCUGUGUCAAUUACGUGGCCAGAUGGAUUUAGCCAGAUCGCUCCCUAUGAUCAGCUCCAGAUGAUAGAGCGUUUAGUGGAUGUUCCUCAACCGACAGCCGUCCAAUCAUGAUGAUAAGUUUCCUCUUUUCAUUUGUGGCCUAUUCAGAUCGAUACCAUGAUUCCAGCGAACAAGGAAUAUCAUGCAUUUCUACUACAAAGCCUGUUGGAGUCAAAUGAAACGAAAGGGAGUUUAGGACAUUACUUGAAGCACAGAGCUUCUAUGUAUUUCUAGGCAUAUGCAUGUAUGUAUUAGACUGAAAACUCUUUCAGACGUAAUUUUUCUCAAGAACUCUACGCAAAGGUUCAAGAAGCUUCACUUUACAACAAAAA
Messenger RNA from Gossypium raimondii (Peruvian cotton), 1963 nucleotides. Its product is annotated as fe-S cluster assembly factor HCF101, chloroplastic. The record is from RefSeq and is a predicted model, not a curated record. Gene Ontology annotation, cellular component: chloroplast stroma. The coding region runs from base 99 to 1703 and encodes 534 amino acids. Lineage: Eukaryota; Viridiplantae; Streptophyta; Magnoliopsida; Malvales; Malvaceae. The transcript is spliced from 15 exons. Gene Ontology annotation, molecular function: ATP-dependent FeS chaperone activity; ATP binding; 4 iron, 4 sulfur cluster binding. Gene Ontology annotation, biological process: iron-sulfur cluster assembly.